Phyllopteryx taeniolatus (common seadragon) is the source of this 6895-nucleotide messenger RNA. It is a transcript of the gene ncam1a, whose product is annotated as neural cell adhesion molecule 1a. Lineage: Eukaryota; Metazoa; Chordata; Actinopteri; Syngnathiformes; Syngnathidae. Gene Ontology annotation, cellular component: axon; plasma membrane; neuronal cell body. Gene Ontology annotation, molecular function: protein binding; axon guidance receptor activity. Gene Ontology annotation, biological process: homophilic cell-cell adhesion; synapse organization. The transcript has 22 exons. The record is from RefSeq and is a predicted model, not a curated record. Bases 266 to 3226 code for a protein of 986 amino acids.
GCGAGGGGCCACCGGGCGGAGUAAUCGCACUGGUAUCAAUCGAGCGUGUGCACGUGCGUGCAUGUGCGUGUAUUUGUGAGUGAGGGUGUGCUCCUGCUCCUGCUGCUGCUGCUGCUGCUGCUGCUACUGCUGCUGCUGCUUGUCACUCAUUGUUGCGCGCACACGGGCAGCGACAAGGAGCACCGAGCGAAAUCCGCCCGCUGGCUGUUGUUGUUUACCAGCAUUUUAAUAAACGAGGAGAAUAUCAGUUGAGUCGCUGUUAAAGAUGCUUCAAAUAAGGGACAUCCUCUGUGGAUUCCUCUACAUCGCCUGCGCAGCUGCCAUCCAGGUGCAGGUGACUCCAACACACAGGGAGAUCAGUGUGGGAGAGUCCAAGUUUUUCCUCUGCGAAGUGGUGGGAGAUGCUAAAGACAUAGACUGGUUUGCACCCAAUGGGGAAAAGAUCCUGCCGAACAACCCCAACAUCCAAGUGAGCCGCAACGACGAAACCACCUCCACCCUCACCAUCUACCACGCCGACGUGGACCACGCCGGCAUCUACAAGUGCGUGGCGAAGAACGGCGACAAGGAGGCCCAGGCCACGGUCCAAGUCAAGAUCUUCCAAAAGAUCACCUUCAAGAAUGUUCCCAGCCCGCAAGAGUUCAACGAGGGCGAUGAUGCCGACAUCAUCUGCGAUGUGGUCGGUUCGCCGGUGCCCUUCAUCCUUUGGAAGCAUAAAGGUGCCAGGAUCCAGGUCAACAAAGACGUGCGAUACAACGUGAUGGAGAACGGCCACCUGCUGAUCCGCGGCAUCAAGAAGACCGACGAGGGAGCGUACAACUGUGAGGCGCGCGUCAUGGAGACGGGAGAGAUCAACUUCAAAAUAAUCAACGUCGUCGUUAACGUCCUUCCGACCAUUCGCGCCAGGCAGACCGAGGUCAACGCCACGGCCGACACGGGCGGCUCCACCCUCUUGGCCUGCGACGCCGAUGGCUUCCCCGAACCCACCGUCACGUGGACCUACAACAACGUCAUCCUUGAGUCAGGCGAUAAGUACAGUCUGAAUGAGGACGGCUCCGAGCUGGUGAUAAAAGAUGUCAUCAAAGUGGAUGAAGGAGAUUACACCUGCAUAGCCAGGAACAAGGCGGGCGAAAUGACCCAGGAAGUCAGUCUCAACGUGUUCGUGCAAGCUAAGAUUACUUACCUGAACAACCAGACGGCGACCGAGUUCGACGAGGAAGUCACCCUUACCUGCGAGGCCUCGGGUGACCCGACGCCCUCCAUCUCCUGGAGCUUCCAAAACAGGAUGUUCUCCGAAGGCGAGCAGGCUUCGUGGACGCGACCCGACCAAUACGAGAGCCACGACAGAAACAUCGUGGUGCGCAGCCACGCCCGGGUAUCAUCCCUACUCUUGAAAAACGUUGACUUCACGUACGCUGGACAGUACCUGUGCACCGCCAGCAACUCCAUUGGUCAGGACAACCAGCCCGUGUACCUGGAGGUUCGCUACGCUCCAAAGAUUAUGGGAGUGGUUACGGUGUACACGUGGGAGGGAAACCCGGCAAACAUCAGCUGCGAGGUGGAGGCCCACCCUGGAGCUUCUGUCACCUGGUUCCGAGACGGCCUCCAGGUACCCUCUGACAACACCACCAAUGUGAAGCGCUAUAGCACGCCGAGCAUCAGCUACUUGGAGGUUUUCCCUGAAUCUCAUAGUGACUUUGGAAGCUACAACUGCACAGCAACCAACGUGAUGGGUAUCGAGUCCAAGGAGUUUCUCCUCAUCCAAGCAGAGGUGCCAUCAUCGCCAGAGAUCCAACGACUGGAGCCUUUCUCCAGCUCUGCUGUGGUGGAGUUUGACGAGCCAGACUCUUCCGGAGGAGUGCCCAUUAUCAAGUAUCGGGUAGAAUGGCGCUUGGACGGCCAGGACUGGACUGGAAAGGAGUACGACGCCACAGAAGACUUGACCAAGAUCACCAUUGUCGGCCUGAUGCCAAACACGAUCUACGAGGUCAAAAUGUCCGCCAUCAAUGGCAAAGGAGAAGGCGAGAGCAGCGCCGCCGUCAAGUUCAAGACCGGACCAAUCCGCCUUUCUUACACACCAUCAUCAGAGGCUCCGCCCCUUAUUGUCACCACCAGUAUGGCACUUAGGGAACCCAGCGCUCCGAAACUGGAGGCCAUGGUCCAAAAUCAGGGCAACGCUCUUAAGGUCAACUGGAUCAAGCAGGACGACGGCGGCUCCCCGAUUAAGCAUUACCUGGUCCGAUACAAGGCUAAGCACGUGUCCGACUGGAAACCCGAGAUCCGCAUGCCCCGCGGCAGCGACUAUGUGGUGCUGAGCGAGCUGGACUGGAAUACGGAGUACGAGGUCCGUAUUGUGGCCGUGAACCAGAAGGGCAAGUCCGAGGCCGGCGUUCUGUCAUUCAGAACGGCCACAGAACCCACCACCGUGCCAGGCGCGUCCGGCUCGGGCCUGAGCACGGGCGCCAUCGUGGGCAUCCUCAUCGUGGUCUUCUUCGUGCUGCUGGUGGCCGUGGACCUCACCUGCUUCUUCCUCAACAAGUGCGGCCUCCUCAUGUGCAUCGCCGUCAACUUCUGCGGGAAGUCCGGCCCGGGCGCAAAGAGCAAGGACAUCGAGGAGGGCAAGGCCGCCUUCACGAAGGAUGAGUCCAAGGAGCCCAUCGUGGAGGUGAGGACGGAGGAGGAGCCAACACAGAACCAGGAGGGAGUCGUAGCCACGGAGCCCAACGAGACCACGCCUCUGACAGAACCUGAGCCCGCCGCCGCUGACAUCGCCCCUUCGGCGGUAAACGUGCAUCCCUCCAAUGCUACUAAUUCGGUCGUGGAGAGCUUUAGGGCGGCGCAGAACAGCCCGGCUUGCGCCCCCAGCCCCACCAAAGACCACCCCCCGAAAAGCAGCCCCGCCGCACGGUCGGGUGCGGUCGAAAGCCGACCCGAAGUCGGCCCGCUGGUCGACCUGAGCGACGUCCCUAAAGCCGCCCUCGCCUCAGAGCCGGUCAGCGCUAACGGCGACGGGCCGCGGAAGCAGCGUGAGGCCCCCGAGAGCCCCCCAAGUCAAGUAGACGGCUUGACUAAGGACUCGCCUCACGUCACAGAUGCCACCACGCACCCCCAAAAUGACGGGAAAACGAAGGACGACGUCAAGACGGAGGCGAACAACACCGCGGCCGAGGUGAAGACGGUCCCCAACGAGGCGCCCCAGACCAACGGCAACGAGAGCAAAGCGUAAUCGGGAAGACCCAGAGGGUCGGGGUUGGUUUUUGAGGGUCAAAGUGGGUGGGCGGGGUGGUUGGUGGGUUUUAGGGUCACAGUCACUGAAACCUCGACAUCAUUUUCUCACGGCAAGCCCGCCAUCCCAACGGAAAAGAAAAACGGUAAAACAGUCAUGAAAUGGGUUCUAGUGUCUUUGGACCAACAAAAUGUAAAAGACUUUGUUGCCUUAGGUCGUUUUUAAAAAGAAACAGUUCUAGUCAAUUGCCCUCUCGCAGGAAUGAGUGUUAGGGCCACGCAGAAAUGGGGACAAAAAAAAAAAAGAAAAUCGUCAAAAAAAAAAAAAAAAAAGUAAAAGUGAAAAAACUGUUUGUAACGUUACAGGAAUAAAAUCAUCAUUUUACAAGUUGUAGUACCGUGAGGAGAAAAAAAGUCCCAAUCUUACAAGAAUAAAUAUAAUGUCACAGAAACGUCAGCAUAUGGGAAAGUCACAAUUUUACGAGUUGAACGUUGUAAUAUCACAAGUAAGAAUUGAUCAUUUUACAAGAAGACUAAAGUUGCAAUAUGUUUAAGUUGUAAUAUUCUCUUAAAAAAUAAGUUGUCAUUGUACAAGAAAAAGCGCAAUUUUACGUGAAAAAAAUGGUACACAAGAAAAACAUUUUGCAAUAAAAAGUUGUAAUUCUUUCUGAAAAAGUCAGAAUUUUACAAGUUUUAACUUGUACUAUAUCGCAAAAAUAAAGUUGUCAAAUUGUCAUUUUGGAAGGGGGGGAAAAAAAUCACAAUUUUAUGUGAAAGAGGUUGUAAAUUUAUGAGAACAAAGCUAAAAAGUUUUUAAAAAAAGUAAAUUUUUCAAGAAUAAAAAUCAGCAGGGAAAAAUUGGACUUAUUAUUAUCUUAUUUAAAAUAUUUUCAUAUCAUUUCGUAAUGUUACAAAAAACAAAAACAUUUUCGUCAUUUUCAUUUUGUCAUGUUUUUUUCUUGUGAAAGCCUUGUUGGUAAUAUUACAAACUCAGGUCUCGUAACAUUGCGACUUUCUCGCUGAGCUAUUCCGUCUUAUUCCACGUAUGUUUAUUAUUGAAUUUUUCCGUUCUGCGUGGCCCUGUAACGCUCUUUCGCACCAUCACAGAUGCGAACUAGAUUCUGUAGAAUUGGACUCUGUUGGACUGUAGCUUUACUUCACAGAUAAUUGCCUUCACGUAAAAAAACGCGUUGCCGUAUUCAUGCGAUUCGUGUGACUUGGGAUUGUGGCUCUUUAUUGCCCAUCUGUUGUUGUGUUAAUGAAUUAUGUGCAGACAUUAUUGCCUAUUUAGCUUUUUUUUUUUUUUUUUUUUUAGUGUUUUGUUUGCCAACUUUAGUAAUUAGUGUUAGCAUGCCUGGUUUUGUUUGUUUGUUUGUUUGUUUGUUUUUGCAAAAUUACUGUAUUUCUGUACAUGUUGCUGUCAUUGGGUUCUUAUUGUGAUAAUGUUAUUAUAAUGAAGUUUUUUUUCCAAGGAUUCCGACAACGUAUGAUUCAAUUAGAUGAUGCUUACAUGAUGAGAAAAAGAAGGCGAGAUGGGAGAAAGUUGUUGUAGUUCAUGUUGCCUAAAAAAAAAAUAAAAAAAAAAAAGAAAAGACAAAAAUCUGCGCUAGUGCAACUCUUGACAUAUGGCGUCCAUACUUAAUACAGUAUAAAAUGACCUUGGAUUUGCAAAGUUCGGGUUUUUCUGUGACGUGUUUUCUGCCAAAACAUUUCACUGACAGCGCCAUUCAGUUUCCGACGUCGGAUUUUUACGAUCAAGUUUUUGAAUUUUUGUUGCGUCAGCUUCGACCACCGACUUGUUAUUUGGUUCCGAACUUGGAUUUGCUGUGGAUAUCUCCUCUGACGCACAUUAUUAACAUCUUGCUAACGUCGGGCAACCAAACUGUUGUUUUUUUGUUGUUUUUGUUGUUUUUCUACAUGUGACGUGACAUGUAUUUUUUGAUUAGUGUGGUUGGCCCUUGCGUUCAACAAAUAUUGAUUAUCUUCAGACGCAACGUGGUAAUUUAAAAAGUAAACAAUUUGGGGGGUUUGUUUAAAACACGCUAAAUAAAUAAUCCCUUAGAACGCAGAGCAAACCAUGUAGCCGCAAAUUUUUAUUUUCUUAAUUUAUCCCAAAAAUUAAAACAAUCUUUUGUUGUCUUUCAGAUAAGAAAAAUUCCUAAAUUUAGCAAUGCAUGGUAUUCAAUAGAGAGCGGUGAAAUGGCAAAAUUUGUAAAUUGGUCUCUAGCCAUUGAUCAUUUUUAACGUCUUCAAAAGUUGCAAAUAAAAAAAAAAAAGACGAUGCUAGCUAACGGCAUUCAAAACAAACUAAUACAUUGCAAUGAAAAGCGUGUAUUUCCAAUUUUGUUGUUUUAUCCUAAGAAUGGUUUGUACUUUGUUUUCAGACAAUAAAAUUCACAAAAAAAAAUGUUGCAACACAUAAAAGGGCAAAUUUUGUAAAUUGGUCUCCGUCUACAGAGUUUUUCAAGUUUUAGUUUUAUACCAAAAACAGGGGGGGUGGGAAUUAUUGGACAAGAACAAUAAUGAAAUGUGACAAUAUAUGGUUUUCAAGAGAUAGCGACGUAAACAUCACAAAGCAAAAUUUGUGAAUGGGUCUCUUCGUGUAAACUAUUUUUUUGUCAUUUUUAAUGAAUCUUGUUUAGUCACUAAAAAUGUAUUUAUUGAAUUUAAAAAACGCUAGCUAACGGCAUAAAAAAAAAUUUCACGUCACAAAUAAAAACUAUUUUAAGACAAGAAAUUUGUGGAUACAUGGCUUUCACUAGAUAGCGAGGAAAUGUCAGAUAGUAAAAUUCGUAAAUUGGUCUCCGCGUGGAAACAUUAGUUUGUUGUCAUUUUAACGAAUUGUGUUCAGUCAUAAAACCUAUUUAUUGAAUACAAGCUAAAGCUAGCUAACAUCAUUUUCAAUAAACACAAAAAGAAAGGAAAAAAAAAACAAAAACAAAAGCACCAAACUUAUUUUGCUGUUGUUUUUUAACAAGAAAAAAAAAUCACAAUUUGGAGAUACGUGGUUUUUGGUGGAGAACAAGGAAAUGCCUCAUACUGUAUCGGGAAAUUUGUUAAUUGGAUGCAAACUUUUGUCGGCAAUCCCUGUUAUUUUAGCUGCGCUAUUAAACGGACUAGUAGGCCUAUCCCAAUUUUCCUGUCCACACUCCACACAUUUGGCCUUGUUAAAAAAAAAAAAAAAAACUUUUUUUAUGUUUUGUUUUUUGUAAAUGAGUGUGAUCACGUUGUUGUUUGUUUACUGUACAGAGUUGAUCCUUCUCUUAGACUGCAACUGUGAAUGUGCGAGUCCAUUGUGGCUUUUGUCCCCAGCCCCGCCUCCUUCACAGAAUUUGCAUUGCUAGCAUACGUAGCCGCGCAGUACACACACGUAGACGUGAGAAAACUGGAAACGACACAGUGCCUUUGAAUAUGACCACAAUGGCGUGCAUUCCCAUUUCUCUCUUUCUUUUCUUGUUGUUUUUUGUUUAUUUAAUAUUCGUGUUUUGUUGACAAUAUAAUAUUCCAAAAUAGAUGCAUCUUGUAUAUGUGAUGGGUUCUUGACACUGUCCCUCCGUGGAAGGAGAAUUCUUCUGAGUCCUGUUUUUUUUUUUUUGUGGGUACCAUCCAUCCAUUUAUUGCAUUACACUUAAAGGUGUAUCUGAAUAAAUUACAAUAUUGUGGAAAACUU